Molecule: messenger RNA, 826 nt
Organism: Ostrinia nubilalis (European corn borer)
Lineage: Eukaryota; Metazoa; Arthropoda; Insecta; Lepidoptera; Crambidae
Exons: 4
Coding region: 100-543 (147 amino acids)
Biological process (GO): sleep; regulation of synaptic transmission, cholinergic; positive regulation of voltage-gated potassium channel activity
Source: RefSeq, a predicted model, not a curated record
ACAGAUAAUAACAAACAGAGAAACAGUGUGUUCAAAGUUUAAUACAGUAUUACAUAUUAGGAAAUUUGGACUGAAACACCGAACACAAUAUUAGUGAAGAUGGCAACCAACAGGGUACUCUGCACACUACUCGUGUUACUAUCAACGGUUUACAAAUCAUACAGCAUCCAGUGCUACUACUGCAACAGUGCGAACAACAGCGCGUGCAUCGACGUGAAGCAGUUUGACGAUGAGACGCGCGCGCGCAUCAUCCCGGUCGUCACGUGCGAGACUGCCAUCCCGAGUCCUGUUGCCGUGGACUUCUUCUGUAGGAAGAUUGUUCAGACCAUAUUCCACUCCCACCGGGACUCCGAGGUCCGCGUGACCAGAGGCUGCGGGUGGGUGCGGCACCACAAGGAGUGCUACCAGGCCAACAACCAGGACCACCUGGAGACGGUCUGCCAGUGCACCUCGGACUACUGCAACGGCGCUGAGGCGGCCGACCCUGCCACUGCCGUCGUUUGGUUCCUGGCGCUGACUGCGUGCUUGUACUUAUAUCGUUGAGGCUUAAGUUUAUCUUGAAGAAUGGAAGAUGCACAGUCUACAGUACAUCAGACUGUAUGCACUCAUAAUAUCUGUCGGCGCGUACGAAUAUACUCUAGUUCUAUGUAAUCAUUGUAAUCAUCUGCCGUUGACGACAGCGUUGCAGUGCGGUGCUUCAGGAAAUCAAACCUUAGCACUACUGUAGUAGUGAAACUUAUGUAAGUAUAAGAUGACACAGUGUUUAGUUUGAAGUGCUGUCUUCUGUACUCUAGCAAGGUUUUUAUGAUGGCUAUGGCUAAAACCA